AAGGCAAAAAAAUGCCUCUGAUAAAGGAGACAUGGACUUAGACAUGUAUGAAGGAUAUUGUGGUACAGCCACAGUCCCACCUCAUCAUUUCUUUUCCCCUUUCUAACUGUAAAAUCACAAAUCACUCUCUUUCUCCUUCAACUUCUACAAAAAUCUACAACACAGCCAAACACUUCUCUAUAUAUUAUAAUUUCAUCCAUUAACUUCAAAUAAACAAGAACUGAUAACUGAGUUCAUUUUUCUAUUGCACAUUUCAUUCGUAGCCAAGAUGCGGAGCAUGAGCAGCUCCUCCGCCACGAAAGGCAUCGCUGCUAUUGUCGGUGUCGGACCAAAGCUCGGCCGAUCAAUUGCUCGUAAGUUCGCUCACGAAGGCUACACUGUCGCUAUUCUUGCUCGUGACUUAGGGAGAUUAUCAAGAUUUGCGGAAGAAAUAGCGAGGGAAGAAAAGGCGCAAGUAUUUGCGAUAAGAAUAGACUGUUCGGAUUCGAAAAGUGUAAGAGAAGCAUUUGAAGGAGUUCUUUCUCUUGGAUUUGUAGAAAUUCUUGUUUAUAAUGCUAAUCAAUCGGUUCCUAAUUGGCGUCCUACAAAUUUUACUGAUAUUCGAAUCGAUUCGUUCGAGAAAUCUCUCGCUGUUUCCUCCAUUGGAGCUUUCCUUUGUGCUCAGCAGGUACUUCCAGGCAUGGUGGAAAGAGGAAAAGGGACUAUUCUUUUUACUGGAUGUUCAGCUUCUUUAAAUGGUAUUGCUGGCUUCUCUGAAUUAUGCUGUGGAAAGUUUGCAUUGAGAGGAUUAUCACAAUGCUUGGCAAGGGAGUUUCAGCCUCUAGGAGUGCACAUUGCGCAUGUUAUCAUCGAUGGUGUUUUGGGCCCACCAUCUAGGUGGGCAUCAAGCUCUCAAAGAACGUCAGCUGGGGAGCAACAACAAGAACAUACUACUAGAAGGGCAAGUGGAGGUGUAGAACUAAUGGACCCAGACUCUGUUGCAUUAACCUACUGGCAUUUGCAUGUUCAACACCGCACCGCUUGGACCCAAGAAAUCGACCUUCGUCCCUCCAAUUCCACACACUCAUAAUUUUUUCGAGGUAAAAUAUAUUUAUUUAUUCAUAAUUUUGAUCAGUUCGUUAAAUAUAUCAAAUUUUUAAAUUUUAUCAUAAAUAUCAUUAUUUUUUCAAUCUUUUAUCAAACAUAUUCGUAGUUUGAAGCUGACAUGAGUGAUGAUAUACGUCUAUCCGACGUAUAUAACAUCGUGCACGUCAGCUUUAUAUAAACUGCAAAUUUAUUUGACAAUGAUCGAAAAAUAAUAAUAUACUACAUGAUAAAAUUUGAAUAUUAUUGUGUAUUUAACAAACAGACUCAAAUUAUGAUUAAAUAAACAUAUUUUAUCUUCUUAUACUCACCAAAUUCCAUCCUUUUGCUUUCAGUUUGUCAUCUCCCAUCUCCAUGCAUUAAUUCUCAUGUUCAUAUAUCCAAUAUUUCUGGUGCUUUCCAUAGCUAUGAUUAUGUUAAUUUUGAGCAAAAUUGCAUUACUUUGAUGAUGUUUAGCUAUAUUUUUUAUUUGGUUUGUAUCAUCUUUUUGCUUUUUGUCAUCCACAUGUACCAUUUUGUUUUGUUCCUUGGCCAUAUCCAAUUGAAGGAUGCACUCAUUUGUAAAAAAUUCUUUGUUACCCAUUAUUUUUCUCAUCAUCCCUUUAUGGAAUUGGAAGUACUUGUACUA
Mercurialis annua (annual mercury) is the source of this 1711-nucleotide messenger RNA. RefSeq lists its product as uncharacterized. NCBI's taxonomy places the organism in Eukaryota, Viridiplantae, Streptophyta, Magnoliopsida, Malpighiales, Euphorbiaceae. The coding region runs from base 269 to 1069 and encodes 266 amino acids. The transcript has 5 exons. The record is from RefSeq and is a predicted model, not a curated record.